GAAACAUUCAAAGUGACGCCAGGUUGAAGACUGUUUCCUGAAUAAUCGGCUCUGUGUCAGUCGUACGAUCGCAGUGGAACGCUCGCAUAUCCUUUCAUCAGAUUGGUCCAUUUCCGGGGUGGUCGCAUUCCCGCCGCUGGCGCACGAUAUAUAUAAGACAUAAUUCAGGAUGCUUGCCUCUCGCCUCGCACUAUCCUCUCGUUCCUCCCAUCACCUCCGCCGUCUUCCAAACCUCAUUCGCCUAAUGUCUUCCUCCACGCCUGAAGUUGUCAUCGUCGCUGCAUCCCGGACGCCCGUCGGCUCGUUCAACGGCGCACUCAAAUCACUCACUGCUCCCCAACUCGGCACGAUCGCUCUCAAGCAUGCUUUCGAGCAGUCCAAGGUCGACCCUGCUGUCGUCGAGGAGAUCUACUUUGGCAAUGUCGUUCAGGCUGGUGUUGGCCAGUCCCCUGCUCGCCAGGUUGCUCUCGCUGCUGGUAUGAAGACUACUUCCGAUGCUACAACCGUCAACAAGGUCUGCGCCAGCGGCAUGAAGUCAAUUAUGCUCGCUGCCCAGACUAUCUCGACUGGUUAUAAGAGCGUUGUGGUCGCCGGUGGGAUGGAGAGUAUGAGUAAUGCUCCCUUUCUGAUUCCCCGCCAAAACCCUACUUUUGGCAAGUUCGAGACCAAGGACGCUCUUGAGAAUGAUGGUCUUUGGGAUGUUUACAACAACUUCGCCAUGGGGAACUGUGGCGAGGCUACCGCGGCGAAAUACGGCGUCAGUCGUGAGGCUCAAGAUGCCCACGCGAUCGAGUCGUACAAGCGAGCGGAUCGUGCUUGGAAGUCGGGGGCUUUCGAUGCCGAGGUCGCUCCUGUGACCAUCAAGGGCAGGAAGGGUGACACAAUCGUGAAGGAGGACGAAGAGUACAAGCGGGUCAUCUUCGAGAAGAUCCCGACCUUGUCGCCAAGUUUCAAAAAGGGCGGUAGCAUUACUGCUGCCAACUCUUCGAACUUGAACGAUGGUGCCUCGGCUCUGAUCCUUAUGUCGGCUGAUAGAGCGAAGGAGUUGGGUGUCAAGCCUUUGGCCAAGGUCAUCUCAUUUGCUGAUGCCGGUGUCGACCCUAUCGACUUCCCUGAGGCUCCCACCCAUGCUCUUCCUAUUGCUCUGAAGAGAGCGAACUUGACUGUCAAUGACAUUGCUGCCUGGGAGAUCAACGAAGCGUUUUCGGUUGUUAUCCGAGUAGCCGAGCAGGUGUUGGGCAUUGAUCCUUCGAAGAUUAAUGUCAACGGUGGCGCUGUUGCUCUCGGUCAUGCCAUCGGUAACUCUGGCUCUCGUAUCGUUGUCUCUCUCGUCCACGCCCUGAAAUCCGGAGAGUAUGGAGCUGCGGCCGUCUGCAAUGGCGGUGGUGCGGCAUCAGCCAUCAUUGUCCAGAAACUAUAAGUAGAGAGUCAGAGUAGCCAUCAUGCAUGUAUUUAUAUAUGGUCGUUCGUCCUUCAUUUUCUUAUAGAUUUACCUGGUCAUUUGGAUCAUUCAUC
Messenger RNA from Heterobasidion irregulare TC 32-1, 1515 nucleotides. RefSeq lists its product as uncharacterized. Bases 245 to 1420 code for a protein of 391 amino acids. Gene Ontology annotation, molecular function: acetyl-CoA C-acetyltransferase activity. Gene Ontology annotation, biological process: fatty acid beta-oxidation. The transcript has 6 exons. Lineage: Eukaryota; Fungi; Basidiomycota; Agaricomycetes; Russulales; Bondarzewiaceae. The record is from RefSeq and is a predicted model, not a curated record.